This is a messenger RNA of Juglans microcarpa x Juglans regia, 1347 nucleotides long. Its product is annotated as transcription factor MYB114-like. The transcript has 3 exons. The coding region runs from base 589 to 1227 and encodes 212 amino acids. The record is from RefSeq and is a predicted model, not a curated record. NCBI's taxonomy places the organism in Eukaryota, Viridiplantae, Streptophyta, Magnoliopsida, Fagales, Juglandaceae.
CUGCAGCUAAACCCUUGGCAUAUUCCCCUUUGACACAAACCUUUUAGAACCAAUGUGCAUAGGCUUUGUUAUAUAUCUUGCACAUGCAAAAAGGAAAUUGUACAGAUUGAAAUCACUAUUUUUUUACCUACCAUGGCUACUACGUGACAAAGCUAUCCUACUCUAUAACUCUACUCUGGGUAUCUAAUGAUUUUAUCAUAUCCAUCUGCCGUUCAUCUUUACUCGCUACUUAUGAUGCUUUUUGUGAGCUUUUUUGCGCACUGACUCCUGAGUAGUUUGAAACUUUCUUUUUACCUUUAGCAGCCUUUGUAGUAGCAUCGAGCGUGUAAAAAAAUUUACUGCACUCGUAUUGCUCAAUUACUAAGCCCAUGAUCAGAGGGAUUUUUUCUUUAUGCACUUCCAAAUUUCAUAUCCCAUUUACAGACACAUGUCACGCAGAUAAAAGCGGUAGCUGAGGCUCUUCUCCUCCACUAAGAAAGGUAGAUAAUAGGAAGAACCAGAGCAAGCUCCCCGAUCUUCUCAAAAUCUCUCUCUCUCUCUCUCUCUCUCUCUCUCUCCAACUUUGGAGACAUCUUUCAACGUAAGAUAAUGGCUUCCACGACAGACAAGUCAAUCAAAAAAGAAGUUUCCAGAUUAGAAGCCAAGAAUAAGAUCUACACUAAGAAGGAAGUCAGCAAGGGAGCUUGGACGGUUGAGGAAGAUCGGAAACUGGCAGAGGUCAUUGAAAUCCAUGGUGCAAAAAGGUGGAAGAAACUUGCAGAUAAAUCAGGUCUGAAUCGAUGUGGUAAGAGUUGUAGACUGAGAUGGCUGAAUUACCUGAGACCCAACAUCAAGAGAGGGAAUAUAUCUGCCCAAGAAGAGGAUUUGAUUCUGAGGCUCCAUAAACUACUGGGAAACAGGUGGUCUCUGAUUGCCGGAAGAUUACCGGGACGAACAGAUAAUGAGAUAAAGAACUACUGGAAUUCUCAUUUGAGCAAGAAAAUAAAACAGGAGAAACAGAGAGGAGCUGCUACAGUAGAAGGCUGCAAUGCUCAGGAAAAUAAAGCGGAAGAGAAAGUCAAUGUAGAAAUGAGAGAGGAGGAAAAUUCAGCCGGAGGACUUGCAGACUCAGAAAAAAUCAAGUUUGAUGUAGAUGAGUUCUUUGAUUUCUCGAAUGAAAGUGCGUUGAAUUUAGAGUGGAUUAGCAAAUUCCUUGAACUGGAUCAAGACUUCAAUGAUAUUAUAUAAAUUCCAUAUAUAAGCUAUUUGUUUUCUCCCCAUGACCCAGUGAAGUUCAUGCUGAUCAUCAGAGAUGUAUGGAAUUUACUUAGUUGAUCGACUCUUUUUUUUUUUCCCUGUUGUUACCCU